Molecule: messenger RNA, 1062 nt
Organism: Amorphotheca resinae ATCC 22711
Lineage: Eukaryota; Fungi; Ascomycota; Leotiomycetes; Helotiales; Amorphothecaceae
Exons: 2
Coding region: 1-1062 (353 amino acids)
Biological process (GO): phosphatidylinositol phosphate biosynthetic process; inositol phosphate biosynthetic process
Cellular component (GO): cytoplasm; nucleus
Molecular function (GO): inositol hexakisphosphate kinase activity; inositol-1,4,5,6-tetrakisphosphate 3-kinase activity
Source: RefSeq, a predicted model, not a curated record
AUGGCCAAGUCUCUGCCCACGCGCGCAGAUCUUGUUGACUACAACUACGCUGUUGCGGGACAUGACGGUACUCUCUGCGAUGUCGAUGGCGAGCUCUUCAUCAAGCCUUGUACCCCCGCCGAGAUCGCCUUCUACGAGGCCUCAGUAGCCGCCCAUCCUGACUUCGCGGAGUUCAUGCCAACGUUCCUGGGCACAUUGACCCUUGACGAGCAGCAGAAUGCGAGUAUUGAGGAGCAGGGCGCUGCUUUGAUAGCGGCACAUACAAAUGGAGUUAUUCAGGAGAACGAAACUCUCCCCAUAGCGAAACACACCGUCCCCGAAGUUGUUGUCCCGGUUAAGACGGGGAAGAGAAUAGCCACAAAUCAAGCUAUUGUCCUCGAGAACGCGGCGCAUGGAUACGUGAAGCCCAAUAUCCUGGAUGUGAAGUUGGGUGUGCGAUUAUGGGCGGAUGAUGCGCCGAAGGAGAAGCAGAUACGAUUCGAUAAGGUCACGGAAGAGACCACACAUAAGGACCUGGGAUUCAGGAUAGCUGGCAUGAGGGUCUGGCAGGGCAACAGCGCAGCGGCUAAUAAAGACAUAGAUGAAGAAGGAUAUAAGGUAUACGACAAGAAUUACGGUCGCUUUUCCCUUAACAAGGAGAAUGUGCACGAAGCAUUCAGGGAUUUCAUCUUUACAGAGUCGGCUGGCAUCGACGAAGAACUUGGGCGGUUGGUUUGUCAGGCGUUUCUCGCGGAUCUUGAAAGAAUCCAAGAAGUCAUGGAAAAGCAGGAGAGUCAGAUGUUUUCAGCGAGUCUGCUCUUCGUCUUUGAGGGUGAUGGUGUUGCUUUAAGAGCUGCGAUGGAAGAGGCUAGUAAAUCACCGGCGACUCUACUCAAUGAAGAUGAUCCAAAUUCAGAGGUUGACGACGAGGACGAGGAAGAGGACACUGGCCCAAAGAUAUAUUCCGUCAAGAUUAUUGACUUUGCUCAUGCUCAGUGGACUCCAGGCAUGGGCCCAGAUGAGAACUCGUUGAAAGGGGUUCGGAGUGUGAUGAAGAUCCUCCGGGAUUUAGCAAAGGUUUGA